Messenger RNA from Danio rerio (zebrafish), 2340 nucleotides. It is a transcript of the gene anos1a, whose product is annotated as anosmin 1a. Gene Ontology annotation, cellular component: extracellular region. NCBI's taxonomy places the organism in Eukaryota, Metazoa, Chordata, Actinopteri, Cypriniformes, Danionidae. The record is from RefSeq and is marked validated. Gene Ontology annotation, molecular function: serine-type endopeptidase activity; peptidase inhibitor activity.
CGGUCAAACAGAGCACUUACUGUUCUUCAAGAUGCGCGACGGGCUCACCGGUUUGUGCAUUGGGAUUAUUCUGUUAUUAAACGGCGGGCUGGUGGUUAUGAGGAGACAGGACUCGUCUUCAGCUCUUGGCAGUAUUUUCCGGACGAGGUGCGCCGCCAGGUGCCUGAGCCUCCACAGCACGCGCAUCGCUCUCUCGCCAAGACAUUUCCAGAGUAAUGGAUCCCUUGGAUGGUGUCAGAGCCAUAAACAGUGUGCAAAGUGCCUGGAGCCAUGCAAAGACUCCUGGGAGUUGAAAGACGGACCUUGUCGAGAUUUAUGUGAGCAUGCGUUUCCCAAGCGUCAUGGGGAGUGUGUGACGAGCUGUGAGUUCCUGCGAUCGGUGAUGGUGGUGAAGCAGGGUGACUGUCCGCCACCGGAGAGAGCAAGUGGUUUUGCAGCCGCCUGUGUGGAAGGAUGUGAGGAAGAUGGAGAGUGUUCAGGACAGAAGAAAUGCUGUCCAAAUGGCUGCGGACACACAUGCCAGUCCCCUAAAAACCUCUACAGAGGUGCUCCUCUGAAGCCCAGGAAGGAGCUGGUGUUUGAAGAGCUGGAGUCUGGUGUGUUGGAAGUGCGCUGGUCCUCCAAAUUCAAUGUGUCGGCAGAGCCAGUUCUGAAUGUUCUGCAGAGAAGGUGGAAUUACGGCAUCCACCCCAGUGAAGAUGGAGCCACUGAGUGGCAAGUGGUGGCACGGACAUCAGAAGAACGUGUGUGGCUGACAGACAUACGACCUGGUCGCUGGUACCAGUUCAGAGUGGCAGCGGUCAAUGUUCAUGGAACCAGAGGAUACACCACCCCUAGCAGACACUUCAGAUCAUCUAAAGAUCCUCCCCCUCCCCCGGCGCCAUCUGAUCUUCAUGUUAGCGACAUGACCUUUGGUGCGGAUCACUCGGCGUCUGUCCGGCUCAGCUGGAGUAUUUCUGCAGAUUUAGACAUCCCAGUAAACCACUACAAGCUCUCCUGGAGCUCCUCUGACCACACUCUGCCACCCAAACUCAAGAAGAGAGAGACUGUAAACGGGGACUCUACCUAUGCUGAGCUGGAUGAUUUAAGAGAGAACGGGAGUUAUACUGUGGAGCUCCAGGCAGUUUCAUACUGGGGUCAGGUCCCGCUCAAAAGCUCCAAGGCCAUUCUUCAGUUUACUACAAGCCAAACACAAUCUGAUUUGGAGCCCACAGUCAGUCCGGUCUUUAUAAAGCCCCAGUCAGAUCUACUAGACGUGGGCACUCCAUUCUAUCAAGAUGGACAGCUUCAGGUUCGGGUUUAUUGGAAAAAGAAAGAUCCCACCGUGAAUCGUUACCGUGUGCAGUGGGCUCCAGAAUUCUGCAGUCACAACAGAUCCAGAACCCAGGAGAAGCUCAUCACCCAGGAGAAUUUUGCCAGCCUUUCCGGUCUUCAGUUUUCGUGCAAGUAUAAAGUGAUCAUCCAGCCUGUGGGGUUAAAGGGCCGAGCCCAAGUGGAAAGCACCACUUUCUACACCCCGUCUUGUGCUACUAUCCAGAGCAAGAGUCCCAAACCAAUCCCAUGCUCCUCUGUCCCAGUGGUUCAGCCAAAGGUCCUGGUCAAGGCAGAGAACCUGACAGCAGCAUUUUCAGUCUACUUGGGGAACGUGACAGGCCUGUUCUCAUGGGUAGUGGCCAUGCCUCAGCAGCCACAGCAGGUCACAGGGUAUCAGGUCACAUGGGCAGAGGUCAUCACGGAGAGCCGGAGGAAUAAUCUGCCCAACAGCCUCAUAUCCCAGUCUCAAAUUCUGCCACCAGAGCGCAACAUCCUGGUAGUUUCUGGCCUUCAGUUAGCAUCGCUCUACAGACUUGAGGUGCAGGUGAUCACUGCAGCAGGACAAGGACCAGCAACAUCCAGAACCUUUCAGACACCCACUCACAGCAAGCCUGUCCUGCAUUACAAACCCAGGAUUAAGAAACACCAUCUAAGGUCAGUGAUUGAACGUCACUGAAACGCAAUACAUCAUCCUGGAUCAGAACUGACCCCUCAGGAACACGGAGAACCAGAAGAACCAAAGAACAGUUCAUUAUGAAUCACAAUGUCAACCUGAGCCAGUCAGCUGCCUCAUAACUCAACAUGGGGACGUGCUGUAAUCUGAAGAUCAAAUUGUGAUUGACGUUAUGAUAUUCGAAGACCCAUUCAUUUCCUGUUGGGAGGAUUGACUUCCACAUACUAAUUAAAAUUGAAUUUGUGAGACCAAGUUGUGAAUCAAAAGCAAAAGCUGUAGGGUUAAAAGCAAAAGACGUGCAAAUAUAGCCUAACAUGCCUAAAAGGCAUGCUUUUAAUGGCAUCCUCACUAUA